Messenger RNA from Adineta ricciae, 276 nucleotides. The record is from the annotation of a GenBank genome assembly. Lineage: Eukaryota; Metazoa; Rotifera; Eurotatoria; Adinetida; Adinetidae.
AUGGUUCGAAUUAAAAAGAAGCAAACAGCGACACGAAAGCGAAAAUAUCGUAUAAAUGAAACAAAUCCAACCAAUUCUCCUAAGCAAGAGAAUCUCGAUGGAUCUGCCUCACUUAAUGAAACAUCAGAUUCGUGUCCGUCCAAUAAUAAUCAAGUUUUGAAAAAGAUCUUUGGAAAUAAUGAAUCAUUCGAUCGAGUUAUCAAAAAUUCGACUCCACUAUUAGUCGAAGAAUCGUCGAAGAAGCCCGGCGAAGUGGAACAUAGAAUAAAUGUCUGA